AGUAUAUACGUCAUCAUCAAGCACCCCGAAGGUCCUCAUACAUGCAUGUGCUCGAGGUUUGUGGUGGCAAUUUUGAAGUGUCCCCUCAUGGCGAAUUCAUUCUCCCAGGAGCUCGAAGACCUCCUUAACCCGCUCCCCAAGUUUGCCGACCCCGAGGAUGACCAUGACGAGGCCACCAAAGCCCGGGUUAGCGACACCUUCGCCGGGGACGACGAGGCUGCAGCGGAUGCCGAGGCCGGCAUCGGCGCCCUGCGGCGAAGAAACGCCAUCAUGCCAGCCGAGAGCGACGGGAGAUACCUGGGCAAGGCCGUCAGCAGACAGCAGCUCUUCCUCAUGGAUAUGGAGCAGGAUCAAGAUGAUGACCUAAGUAUUUGCAAUGAGGAGGAUGGCAGUGCGGAAGACCUAGAGGAAGAUGAUGACAAUGAGGAGGCCGAUGAGGACGAGGUGGAGGCCAAUGAUGACGAAGUGGAGGCCGAUGAGGACGAAGUGGAGGCCGAUGAGGACGAAGUGGAGGCCGAUGAGGACGAAGUGGAGGCCGAUGAGGACGAAGUGGAGUCUGAUGAGGACGAAGUGGAGGCCGAUGAGGACGAAGUGGAGCCGGAUGCAAACGUGUCACUUGCCGCCGGCGUGGACCUCCACAAGCUGAUGAGCGAAAUGGAUAAGCCCAGCGCGAGCGAGGACGACAGCAGCGACGAGACGGAGGACGACCAAGAAGAGGAGCGCGCCAUCUCCACCUUCUCCGAGGCCAAGGUGGACGAGGAGGUGGAGAAGAGCCGGGCGGUGCGGAACCAGCUGGCAGUGUGGGAGCGGCUCCUGGAGGCCCGCAUCAAGAUGCAGAAAGUGCUGGCCAGCGCCAACCGGCUGCCCGGGCCGCUUGUCCUCCCGCUCUUCCGCGCCAGGGGCGCCGCCGGGCUGGUGGGCGCUGUCAAGAAUGCGCGCAAGGCCUUGAAGGCUCUUCAGAGGUCCCUGCUGGAGCUUCACGAUCAGCUCAUGCAGCAGAGCUCUGAGCAAGUCCUCUUGGCUUUUGGCGAGGAAGAAGAUGACAACAAAGAGAGGAGUGCGUCCAAGCGCAAACUGGACAUGUCCGACUACCCUGAGAUGGCGUCCAAGCGUUUUGCUGCUUUCCGGCCAUAUCGUGACGCCACGCUGCAGAAGUGGCACGACAAAACCCGCCUGAGCUCAGGCAAGGGGGGCAGCGGCAACUUCGGAGCAUUUGAGCGCAACGUCGUGAGCCAAGUGGAGCAGAUUCUGAUGGACAAGGAGCGGCUGGUGCGACGCACGCAGACGCGACGCUCAGAGUACCGCAUCCUCGGAACCGGCCCGGAGCGGGAGCUCGCCAGCGCCGACCCUUCGGAUGAGGAGCGUCAUCGGGAUCGUUUAACGCCUGCCGGAGGAAACUCACACGAUGUUGACGAGGACAUCUUUGACGACGACGACUUUUAUCACCAGCUGCUGCGUGAGCUCAUCGAGCGCAAGACGGGCGGCUCCGACGCCAACCCGCAGGUGGCAGCGGGGCGCCAGUGGCUGCAGAUCCAGAAGUUGCGCAGCAAGAUCAAAAAGGUGGUGGACACCAAGGCCAGCAAAGGACGUAAGGUCAGGUUUGUCGUGCAUACCAAGCUGCUCAACUUCAUGGCGCCCGUCCUGUACGGACAGGACACCCUGGCACACGACGCCCGCACCGAACUCUACCAGGGGCUCUUUGGACUCCGCCCACCCGUGUUGUCACCGGCCAUCUGUGACGUCACCACCCAGUGACAUGAAUGCCAAUCGACGCCUCGAUUUGUUAGUGCAGUCCUUGACCUUCAACCUUUUGACACAUUUAUACUGUGGACCGCAAAGGGUCACUAUUGUGUGCUGUACAAUGCCAUCCAUUGAGUACCAAACUCUGUUCCAUACACUCUACUAUGUUAUGAACAACUGUUAUAUUGUAGAAAUUUGCUGGUGUCUCAGUGGAACAUCCUUUGCCACAAUUUGUCAAAAUUCCCAUCUAAACUUCAGUGCUAUCUAAUGUCUAAGUUUCUAUAGCGUGUGAGUAAAGACAAUCUUAGGGAACAAAGAGCACAGGUAUAAAACCGGCCCCAACUGCAUACCUGCUGGCAGAGACGCCUGCUCUCAAUAUCUGCCACAGUACAUUGAACUACAUUAUGUAGUGCUAAUA
Molecule: messenger RNA, 2158 nt
Organism: Syngnathus acus (greater pipefish)
Lineage: Eukaryota; Metazoa; Chordata; Actinopteri; Syngnathiformes; Syngnathidae
Product: protein AATF-like
Exons: 4
Coding region: 46-1755 (569 amino acids)
Biological process (GO): regulation of transcription by RNA polymerase II
Cellular component (GO): nucleolus; nucleus
Source: RefSeq, a predicted model, not a curated record